Molecule: messenger RNA, 1929 nt
Organism: Aspergillus bombycis
Lineage: Eukaryota; Fungi; Ascomycota; Eurotiomycetes; Eurotiales; Aspergillaceae
Gene: abd1
Product: mRNA (guanine-N7)-methyltransferase
Exons: 5
Coding region: 1-1929 (642 amino acids)
Biological process (GO): 7-methylguanosine mRNA capping
Cellular component (GO): nucleus
Molecular function (GO): mRNA 5'-cap (guanine-N7-)-methyltransferase activity
Source: RefSeq, a predicted model, not a curated record
AUGGCUAAUGAGAACCCGGAAGCGCAAGGUGCGGAAGGCGGAGGCAGUAAGGGCAGGAGCAGCAGUAUGUACGAUCCUGCACGGGACUCUUGGGAGGCUCAGGAAUCAUCGGCAGUACCACCAACACAACUCCAACCUUCUCAGUCCAUUUCAGCUCUAGAUAAUCCACCGGCGCAAGAGAUUUUGCCUUCGGUAAGUGUUCUCGGCGGACCUUCCCCGACGACACAGUCCGCGGUGCGAAACACAACGUCCGCUCAUCAAGAACAAAUUUCUCGCGAUCCACUUCCACCUUUAAUAGAACACGAAAAAACAAGGCAGAAACCAUCGCGAUCAUCAAACGCAUAUAUAUCACCUAGAAACUCUAAAAUGUCUAGCCCACAAGCUGCCAGUCCAGCGCCCCCAGAGUCUACCGAGGCUCACAACGGAGCUCUUACCUCCCCUACGGCUGUACAGGAGGAACCAAGACCUGGGUAUUCCAAGCGCAGACGUCUCCAAGAGCGGCACCAACAACUACGAAAGCGUGGCAGAACACCCCCAUCAGCUUACUCUCGUCGCGACAUGAAUGAGUCGGCGCAGCAGCCCAAUCGCAAUGAGUCGUCAAACAGAUCUCCCUCGCCCCUCGCUCCACCGCGUUCUCCAUCGCCCGACGCGCAGGCGCGCAAGCGCAAGCGUCCUGGCGGUGGUGCCAGGAUGGGCUUGGUAGAUCGCGAAACUCUGCGUCGGAGACAGGAAGAAAGAGAGCGUUCUCAACAAGAGGAAGCUAUGCGAUUCUCUCAGAACCGCGGGGUGACUGACAUUGUCCGCCACCACUACAAUGCUGUUCCCCAGCGCGGAAGAGAGUGGCGGAAGACCGAGAGUAAGAUUAAAGGCUUACGAAGCUUCAAUAACUGGAUUAAGAGUACUCUCAUUCAGAAGUUCUCGCCGGAUGAGGAGUUCGUGUCUAGAUCCAUUGGCACCAAGGACUGGGCGGAUGACACCGCCCCACCCCCUAUGGAAGCUAAACGUCUUUUGGUUAUAGAUCUGGGGUGUGGCAAGGGGGGUGACCUGGGCAAGUGGCAACUAGCUCCUCAACCCGUAGACCUCUAUGUUGGCCUCGAUCCAGCUGAGGUCUCUAUUGUCCAGGCGCGUGAGCGUUACAACGGUAUGCGGACUGGGCGCGGCCCACGUCGCCCCCGUGGGCCUCUCUUCCAUGCCGAGUUUGCUCCUAAGGAUUGCUUUGGGGAGUAUCUAGGAGAUGUCCCUAUUGUUCAACAAGUAGGCAUUGACCCUAAUGCCGGCCCAGGUGGAUCGGUGAUGAGUUCACGCUGGGGCGGCGGCGGCUUCGAUGUGGUAGCGUCCAUGUUCACAAUUCAUUACGCCUUUGAAAGCGAGGAGAAAACAAGACAGAUGCUGCGCAAUGUGGCUGGGUGUUUGAAGAAGGGUGGCCGAUUCUUGGGAGUCUGCCCUAAUUCGGACAUCAUCAGCGCACGAGUGGCAGAGUUGAAUGCGAAACGAAAGGAACGCGAGACUGCGGCGAAAAAAGAGGAGGCAGAGCCCGAGGAUGGAGAGGUCGAAGAAGAUGAUAACAAGAUUGAAUGGGGCAAUUCAAUCUACAGAGUUCGAUUCUCGGGUGAUACCCCCGAAGAUGGGAUCUUCCGACCUCCUUUCGGAUGGAAGUAUAGCUAUUUCAUGGAAGAGGCGGUAGAGGAAGUUCCGGAGUAUGUUGUGCCAUGGGAAGCCUUUCGAGCAUUAACGGAGGAAUACAACCUCGAGCUCCAGUAUCGGAAACCGUUCCUAGAAGUCUGGGAAGACGAGAAAGACGAUCAAGAGCUGGGCCCUCUGAGUGAACGCAUGGGUGUAAGGGAUCGAAAUACCGGCGCCCUGCUCAUGACAGACGAAGAGAAGGAGGCAGCCAGUUUCUAUCACGCAUUCUGCUUUUACAAGGUCUAG